AUGCAAACUGAAGGCGUGGAAGAAGCAGGUGCGUUUUUCCAACGCUUCUGGUUUAAAUGUGAUCUGAAGUGGAGGUAUGUGAAUACCACUUCCAAGCGUGCUGACUCCGACAUCAGGAGGCAAUUUCAAUGGGCCGCCAACACGUGGAUGAGUGCGAUCAAUCAGAACCUACCCAAGCCGGCCAUCCUCACUCUAACCGAAGUGACGGGAAAUAACGAGGAAGCCGACAUCAAACUAGGCUUCCUACAGAAACGCCACGGGGACAACAAGCCGUUCGACUCGGGACCGCUGAACGAGUUCGCGCAUGCGUUCUACCCGUUCGUGACGAAAGACAAGAAGCUCCACGGAAGCAUACACUUCGACAAUGAGGAGCGGUGGGGUAACUCGGGAGAUGGGGAUAUCUUGCCCUUCAUCGCUUUGCACGAGUUCGGGCACGCGCUCGGCCUUCCCCAUGCGACGAUCAAGAACUCUGUCAUGUACCCGUCCAUCGACAGUUCGACGACGUUCAAGAUCCGGCGGCUUUUCGAAGCUGACAUUACGAAUAUUCGAAAUCUCUAUCCGUUCCGUUUGUGUGACCUGUUUAGUGGAUGAAGAUAUUGGCCGCAACUUUUCUCUGAAAUCCGG
Priapulus caudatus is the source of this 624-nucleotide messenger RNA. RefSeq names its product neutrophil collagenase-like. Gene Ontology annotation, biological process: proteolysis. Gene Ontology annotation, molecular function: metalloendopeptidase activity; zinc ion binding. The coding region runs from base 1 to 591 and encodes 196 amino acids. NCBI's taxonomy places the organism in Eukaryota, Metazoa, Priapulida, Priapulimorpha, Priapulimorphida, Priapulidae. Gene Ontology annotation, cellular component: extracellular matrix. The transcript has 4 exons. The record is from RefSeq and is a predicted model, not a curated record.